AUGCAACCAGAUGACAACGAUGAUGAUCAACAACACCAAGCAACUACAUGUACUGCAUCCAAGAAACCACCGACCGUUCGAGCCCCUGGAAAUGGCCGGAAAGCUCGUCGCAAACGGCGUCUUCAAGCCAAACAGCGAGGGGAUACCGGUCUCCUUCAGGCUCCCUUUUUGCAUGGCAAUACUCAACCCGGUCGGUUGGCACUCGUCGACAAGGCAUGGACGAUUUGGAUGAAGCAACACCAUCAUCAUCACAAGAAUAGCAUGGUCUUUGUCGAUGUCGGAAUGGGAAAUCAUCCCGAAACAACUCUGGAAUGGAAAACUGCCAUUGAGCAGUGGUUGUUGACAACAGAACAACCACAACCACAAUCCAAUGGUACUACCCACGAACGCACCUAUCUUUUGGUGGGAACCGAAAUUGACGAGGAACGUCUCCAACAUGCCAAGGACUUCUAUACAAACAUCAACAACAGUAGCUGUUGUGCCAAUGCCAACCACACAACCACCAAGAUUCCCGUAGUAUUUGAAUGGAGUGGAACCGAUUUCCAGUUGCCAGCCAUUACGGAUCACUACAACGUUCGAACGAUUCGCGCCAUGAAUGUUACACGAGACUACCAUAUCCACGAUGCUUGUACGGCCUUGCAUCGAUGGUAUUCGAGUACCGAUAGUAGUAGACAACAACCACAACAGCCUGGACCAAAUCAUACCAUGAUACUGGAGGGGUCUGCCAAUGACACGGGGUCGAUUGCUGUUGCCAUUAUUAUGGAGCAGGCUGCGAACAACACUGGCAACAAGGGUAAUAAUAGCACCGAAAGAAUUGCCAUUGACGGUGUUGUCUUUGGGGUUGAUAUAGAAAGUAUCGUGUGGGCGGACGAUGCUUCCCAACACAACAACCGGACAGAAGGCGCUACCAUUCUACCAGGCAAGUCAUCUCCACCGCAAUGGUUUCAAAGGACUUUGCCUCGGUUGUGGCGGCAUUGCUUUGAUGAUGAUGGUCACGAACAGUGCAACCAGCCAUGGGUCCAUUCCAUGCACCAGUUUCUCUCCAAGUGGCAACAUGUUUCGUCGUCAUCAUCAUCGUUAGAUGCCAAACAGCUCUGGCUCGACAGUAUACACAAGCUGGGAGUGCACUACGAUUUGUGCCUGGAUGGGAUCCAUACUGGCGUCUUGAUUUGGAGGAAUCCGGUCGACUUGUAUGUCCCCACGCCCGCAGAAUCCUUGGCGGGAGGCAAGGGUUGCCAACGAGAAGAAAACGUAGCGGUUGAACAAGGAUAG
Messenger RNA from Seminavis robusta, 1272 nucleotides. NCBI's taxonomy places the organism in Eukaryota, Bacillariophyta, Bacillariophyceae, Naviculales, Naviculaceae. The record is from the annotation of a GenBank genome assembly.